AUGACGUCCUACUUCAUUGGUAUUGAUAUUGGCACUGGCUCUGCUCGCGCAUGCCUCGUCGCACAGAACGGCGAGAUCAAAGCCUCCUCCACGAAGGACACCAUCACCUGGCGUGAUCAGCACGAUCAUCGUAUCUUCGAGCAAUCGACGAACAACAUCUGGGAGCAGAUUUGUAUCGCUGUGAAGGAAGUGUUAAAACAGUCUAACGUUCCCGCGACCGCAGUCAAGGGACUUGGUUUCGAUGCCACCUGCUCCCUCGCCGUGUCAGAUUUCGACGGGAAUCCGAUAACGGUGACCAAGGGCACCGACAUUGGCAAGGAUGGUGAUCGGAACAUAAUUCUGUGGGCAGACCAUCGCGCCGAGAAGGAGGCUGAACUUAUCAAUUCCACUGGGUCGAUCGUCUUGGAUUAUGUUGGGGGGACCAUGAGUCUUGAGAUGGAGGUGCCUAAGAUUCUUUGGCUCAAGAAGCACAUGGACCCUGCCCUGUUUGCCCGAUGCCAAUUCUUUGACCUUCCCGAUUUCUUCACGUACAAGUCAACUGGAGAUAACACACGCUCCUUUUGUUCGACCACGUGCAAAUGCUCUUAUGUCCCCGACAAAGGUUGGCAGUCGGACUUCUUCGAGCGUAUUGGUCUCAGUGAACUCGUCGAUGGUGGCAACUGGAAGCAGAUGGGCGCCGCCAGAGGCCAAGUACAGGCUGCCGGAAGCCCAGUUGGUCGAGGCUUGUCCCAGAAGGCAGCUGAAGAACUUGGUCUCAUUGAAGGUACUGCUGUUGGAAGUGGUCUGAUUGAUGGGUAUGCUGGCUGGAUGGGCACGGUUGCCGCUCGAUACAUAGAGAAUGGUCAACUCUCAAACGUACUUCCCUCUCUCGACGAGUCUCGGCACCGUCUGGCCGCUGUCGCCGGAACGAGCACUUGUCAUAUUCUUCAGAGUCGGGAAGGUGUAUUUGUAAAGGGUGUAUGGGGCCCAUAUAGGGACGCAGCUUUCCCUGGCUGGUGGAUGAAUGAAGGGGGGCAGUCGUCCACGGGACAGCUCAUUGACUUUAUCAUCACCACUCAUACCGCCUAUCCUGAACUCCAAGAACGCGCCAAGCAAGAAGGAAAGGCUAUUCAUAUUGUCUUGCUGGACGUCCUCGAAAAGUUGCGCCACGAGAAUCACGUUGAUACCUACACGGAACUUACGAAACAUGUACAUUUCUACCCCGAUUUCCAUGGAAACAGGUCUCCAAUUGCGGACCCUCGAAUGAGAGGUUCCAUUGUCGGUCUUGAGCUGGACUCAUCUAUCGCCGACCUCGCUCGCAAGUACUACCUUACCCUCGAAGCUAUCGCUCUUCAAACACGUCACAUUGUCGACGCUCUCAACACGGCAGGGCAUGACAUCACCUCUCUGUACAUGUCCGGUGGGCAGGCAAAAAAUGCUGUGAUGAUGCAGCUCUUUGCAGACACAUCUGGCAUCCCCAUCAUCCUGCCCAAGUCGCAUUCUGAGGCGGUGGUUCUCGGUGCAGCGAUGUUGGCAAGGAUUGCGGCGGAGGGUGUCAAGGACGGAGAGGACAUGUGGAAGAUCAUGGUCGAAAUGACACCCGCUGGAACCCUCGUGGCCCCUGGCGCCUCAUCGACAGUGAAGAAACUACUAGAUGCCAAAUACAAGAUAUUCCGAGAGACGAUUGAUAUCCAGAAACGUUGGAGACAACAAAUUGAAGAGGCGAGCCAUUGA
Messenger RNA from Suillus paluster, 1713 nucleotides. RefSeq lists its product as uncharacterized. The record is from RefSeq and is a predicted model, not a curated record. Gene Ontology annotation, molecular function: kinase activity; phosphotransferase activity, alcohol group as acceptor. Gene Ontology annotation, biological process: carbohydrate metabolic process. The transcript has 9 exons. NCBI's taxonomy places the organism in Eukaryota, Fungi, Basidiomycota, Agaricomycetes, Boletales, Suillaceae. Bases 1 to 1713 code for a protein of 570 amino acids.